Messenger RNA from Rhinichthys klamathensis goyatoka, 3206 nucleotides. It is a transcript of the gene slc30a1a, whose product is annotated as solute carrier family 30 member 1a. Bases 289 to 1767 code for a protein of 492 amino acids. Gene Ontology annotation, biological process: detoxification of zinc ion; zinc ion transmembrane transport; intracellular zinc ion homeostasis. Gene Ontology annotation, molecular function: zinc ion transmembrane transporter activity; calcium channel inhibitor activity. The transcript is spliced from 2 exons. NCBI's taxonomy places the organism in Eukaryota, Metazoa, Chordata, Actinopteri, Cypriniformes, Leuciscidae. Gene Ontology annotation, cellular component: endoplasmic reticulum; Golgi apparatus; membrane. The record is from RefSeq and is a predicted model, not a curated record.
CCCCAUGCUCUCAGCCAAUAGCAGGCGAGUGUGGGCGUGGCCUGCCGCUGAGUGUGUUCCGUGUGGAAAGUUCGCCGGUCCGGGUGCAAAGUUUCAGCCGUCUGCAGACGAGCAACAGAAGACGGGCAGUAUAACCGGACCGAACCCCGAUCCCCAGCGUUCAUUACACCCGGAACAACGCAUCGCUUACAGUCUGUCGGUCGGAACGAGUUCAGUUAUGGGAUAUUAAACCAAAAGAGGACCGUGUUCGUUUAAAGCUUUGUUUUGUGCUCUGCUCUCGGUGGAAUCAUGGCCUGCGCGCCGAACCGGCUCCGCCUGCUGUGCAUGCUGUCGCUCACCUUCGGCUUCUUCAUCGUGGAGGUGGUGGUGAGCCGGAUCACGUCCUCUCUAGCGAUGCUGUCGGACUCCUUCCACAUGCUGUCGGACGUGAUCGCGCUGGUCGUGGCGCUGGUAGCGGUGCGCUUCGCUGAGCAGACCCAGUCCACCAACAAGAACACGUUCGGCUGGAUCCGGGCCGAGGUGAUGGGCGCGCUGGUCAACGCCGUGUUCCUCACCGCGCUGUGCUUCACCAUCAUCCUGGAGGCCAUCGAGCGCUUCACGGAGCCCCAUGAGAUCGAUAGACCCGAUGUGGUGAUCGGGGUGGGGGCUGCGGGGCUGCUGGUCAACCUGCUCGGGCUCUGUCUCUUUCACGGCCACGCCGGAGGCGGCGGACACGGACACAGCCACGGGGGACACAAAAAACACAAGAACGGGAAGGUCCGUCGAUGCGAGACGCUGGAGGACAGUCGGUCCACGGGGGAGGAGACCAAUAAUCUGGUCGGGAAUCACAACAACAGCCCGAAUGGCGUUAAUCCUGAGCGGAGGAAAUCGGAGAUGUGUCAUAGCGACAACGUGGAUUUGCAGAUUAACGGCAGCGCUCCGUACGAAGAGCUCGAGAACGGACACGACUCUGCAUCCCAGCUCAACAUGCGGGGUGUUUUCCUGCACGUCCUGGGAGACGCUCUUGGCUCGGUCAUCGUGGUGAUCAAUGCCAUCAUCUUCAUAUUUGUAUGGACGCCAUGCAAGGAGGGCACUGUCUGCGAGAACCCUUGUGUGGGCCAUUAUUGUGCAGACCAGUCGCACAACAUCAGCAGUGCUGGAACCAACGAAACGGUGUUCAGCGCGGGACCCUGCUGGGUGCUCUACCUCGACCCCACGCUCUGCAUCAUUAUGGUCUGUAUCCUCCUCUACACCACGUACCCAUUGCUGAAGGAGUCUGCGCUCAUCCUGCUUCAGACCGUCCCCAAGCAAAUCGACAUGCAUCAGCUCAACUCUCGCCUGCGGGACCUGGACGGCGUGUUGGCGGUGCACGAGCUGCACAUCUGGCAGCUGGCGGGCAGUCGCAUCAUCGCCACGGCGCACAUCAAAUGCCAGGACCCCACGUCCUACAUGGACGUGGCCAAGCGGAUCAAGGACUUCUUCCAUAACGAGGGCAUCCACGCCACGACCAUUCAACCGGAAUUCGUAACGAUGAACUCCGAGUCUCGCGCUUCGCUCUGCGAGCUCUCCUGCAGAACACAGUGCGCCCCGAAGCUCUGCUGUGGCGCCAUUGACCCCGCGAAACCUCCCGACGGAGUCUUAGAGUCGAAGAAACUGUGCGAAUCCAAGACCCCAACGAUACCUAGUGCUUCUGCCACAUCUCUGGAGAUCAUCAGCGAGUCCGUGGAGGACACCAGCGGAGCGGAAUCCGUCGUGAUCAUCCCUAGGGAGGUGGAGUCAUCGUUGUGAGCAAGCAGCAGGUUAGACGGAGAACAUUCGGUUCUGUUAAGGGUACCAACCAAUGUGUUUUGGAUCAGCUGACUGAUAUAUAUACCAUGCUGUGAGAAGUACUGAACCCAAUGCACUCAUUCACGACAACACGCACACCACACAGCCCUAUAUCUCUGAUACGCCACACCAACAUACUGACUAUUUAAAUAGGCUGGAGAGCAAGGCUGGCCUCCUCUGCAUGUGUGUUUACCGCAUCGUCUGAUUGGUGUGUCCGUGCCAAAGCUUGUCUUCGUACAGGGCGUCAGACACUGGUGUCCUUCCUGUGGAGGUAAUGCAACAACAUGGACUUUUACCGUUCGGCUGCUGGACCAAGUAGAAAUGUCUGGACCAGUAUUUUUUUCUUUCUUACCCAUCUGUUCUCUGUUUUAUAUUUCACACUUUAUAUUGUUUUCUUAGUCAACUUUUCAAUUUUGUGAGAGAUGUAAUAAUUUAUGUAUUUAAGUUAUUGGUAAUUAAGUUUUUUUUUUUUUUUUUUUAGAGCUUUUUGUAAGAUUUAGAUUUGGUGAUAUUAGAGGUAAACAAAACAAAAAAGAAGAAAAGUUUUGCCUCUUUCAAACAAAUGAUCUAUGCUUUAACCGAGAGUAUUUUUAGAUGUGAUGUUUUUUAAAGAUUGCUGUUGACUCAUUCACUCUAUUUAGAUGAUCUGAAGAUGUUUCCACUGUACUUCACCAUGCCUAUAUUUCAAACUGCUGUGUAAUAGCACUGAAACUAGUCAGUGUAGGAACUAGACAACCUUCUCUUAUCUUUUUAUUUUUUUAUAUAUAUAUACACAAGCUGAUGCCUUGUUUGUUGUGUUCUGUCAAUCUAAACACGAGGUGGAAAUGCUGUAAAAAAAAUGUAUUUGUUGUGGAACUGCUAGAGGAGGACUGAUAUUUUGUCCAUGCUGUCGUAAAACUGAAGGGAAGUCCUCCGAUUUGUGGAAAGCACUCAUUUGGCGAAUGUGCAUGACCAAAUAAAAUUGUGGUUAUAGAAACCUUAGAGAAACCAAGCAACAUUGUAAACCAAAAGACAAGGGGGUUGCUGUCUGAAAUACAGAGGGAAUAGGCACGUAGGUUUGGGUUGAACAUAUCAUUUGGGACGCCGCACAAUCUACUCAGUGGCCUUCAUUGGGAGGGAAAAACAGAAUAUCAACACUUCACAGCACUAUUUAAAUUUGCAAUUUUUAGCAUUUGGUAAAAUAUGCAAUUUGUGAAAAGAGAAAUGUACUAUGUCUUUAUUAUUAGUUUAGUGACUUUCUAUGAAGUCUGUAGAGGAAAGAUGAGCUCAGUAUAAAAGUGCAGAUGAAGUGUUUGUAUCACUGAGGAUUUUAAAAGUACCAUGCCAGCUGAAAUGUUUUUUUGAUAUAUUACUGUCAAAUGUGUCAUUGUGAAUUAAACAUGGUUGUUUGGUACGGUUCA